Molecule: messenger RNA, 743 nt
Organism: Cimex lectularius (bed bug)
Lineage: Eukaryota; Metazoa; Arthropoda; Insecta; Hemiptera; Cimicidae
Gene: RpL23
Product: 60S ribosomal protein L23
Exons: 5
Coding region: 276-698 (140 amino acids)
Biological process (GO): translation
Cellular component (GO): cytosolic large ribosomal subunit; ribosome
Molecular function (GO): structural constituent of ribosome; large ribosomal subunit rRNA binding
Source: RefSeq, a predicted model, not a curated record
UUUUAAAUAAAAGAAACUAAAUUUUUACAAAAAAAAAUUGAUUUUGGAAAAACUCUGUUUGAUAUCUCUAAUUCAUAGAUGUUUUUUUUCUAAAUUCCUAUUCCACUAUUUUUAUUUGCUUAUUAAUUUACCAUUUGUCAUAAAAACAAAAACAAAAUAACAGGUUUUUUUUAAACAAUUGAAAAUGUUGUGUUUGCAACACUGGCAAUUUGUUCCGUCAUCGGCCGCUGCGACUCGACAGAACUUCUCGUCGCUUUGUUGUUUCGAGCCUAACUAUGUCGAAAAGAGGACGUGGUGGUUCCGCAGGAGCCAAGUUCCGUAUUUCGCUCGGUCUGCCCGUCGGGGCCGUCAUCAAUUGCGCUGACAACACGGGAGCAAAGAACCUGUAUGUCAUCGCCGUUCAAGGCAUCAAAGGAAGGCUGAACAGGCUUCCUGCCGCCGGUUCUGGAGAUAUGAUCGUAGCCACGGUCAAAAAAGGAAAACCAGAACUCAGGAAAAAGGUAAUGCCUGCGGUGGUGAUAAGACAGAGAAAACCGUUUAGGAGGAAGGAUGGUGUUUUUAUAUAUUUUGAAGACAAUGCAGGGGUAAUAGUUAACAACAAAGGGGAAAUGAAAGGCAGUGCUAUAACAGGACCUGUUGCUAAAGAAUGUGCUGAUCUCUGGCCAAGGAUUGCAUCUAACGCUAGUAGCAUAGCCUAACCUUUGUACAAAUGUUUUAAAUAAAUAAAAAAAACUAUUUCCCAG